Molecule: messenger RNA, 1667 nt
Organism: Nicrophorus vespilloides
Lineage: Eukaryota; Metazoa; Arthropoda; Insecta; Coleoptera; Silphidae
Gene: RYBP
Product: YY1-associated factor 2
Exons: 1
Coding region: 216-656 (146 amino acids)
Biological process (GO): positive regulation of DNA-templated transcription
Cellular component (GO): nucleus
Molecular function (GO): DNA binding; transcription coregulator activity
Source: RefSeq, a predicted model, not a curated record
GUAGUUGUUCGGGUGGUGACAGUGCGGUGCGAACGCUUGCGCGUCAAAGUAUAGGAAAAUGGCGGUUCGUAUACUGAAUAGACGUCAGUUUUGGUACGAUUCCUAGUAAAAUUUGUGUAGUUUUUCCGUUCGUUUUUUGUUAAUUUCGUUGGUUUUCGGUGGUGUGCUCUGUGAGGGGUGCGUGCGGUGAUUGUGAGCGGUGCGAGAGUCGAAAGAUGGAUCAUAAAAAGAGUCCGAUCCGUAGGACGAAACGACAAGCAAAAGUGCUGGAGGACAACUUCUGGGAUUGCAGUGUGUGCACGUACAGGAACACGGCGGAAGCCUUCAAAUGCCUGAUGUGUGACGUGAGGAAGGGCACGUCGACACGGAAGCCCAGGAUCAAUCCUCAGCUGGUGGCGCAGCAGUUCCACCCAGCCACCUCCAACCAGAAGAAAGAGAAGAAGGACAAGAGGGCGCUGAAGAAGAGGCGACACCCGCCGCGCCUGAAGAACGUCGACAGAAGCACCGCCCAGACGCGUGAGGUCACAGUGAACAGCGUCACCGUCGUCAUCACCGAAUAUAAGCCGAAGGUCAAGACGUCGACGGAGGCGAACAACACCAGCUCCGGAUCCUCCGAUCACGGCUCCCAUUCGGAGUCGAGCAUGGACGCACGAUGAAGAAGACGACGACGACAACGUUCAAGGCAACCAACAUCACCGCUGCUGCUGCUGCUGCCACCGCCGCCUCCGAUUUCCCCGCCCUCCUUUACAAAUGUCACUGACAUAAACACUCGCGCAGGACAAUGACACCGCCUGUGCUUCUCACGUGCGUCUGUUUACCUAUCAUGAUCAUCAUCACGUCCAGUUUUACUGCCCAACAGUGUGAUACCUCAGUACUUUAUAUAAAUAAAUCAAACUCAAGUUACCGCAGUUCAUCCAACCAAAAACAAAAGGAAAUAUAUAUUGUGACACAUAAAUAAAAAUAUAAAUAUAUAUAUAUAUAGAUAUACAAAAAAACAUUUGAAUGUCAUAGAUGUAUAGAAGAAGAAGAUCGCAUUUCCCGACCGCAACGAGACGUAGUCUACAAGAAGACAACAACAACUGCCAAAAGACGUCCUUCGAAAUGGAGAACCCUUUUUUUUCACUGCCGUUCGUCACAAUUUCCUUCAGGAACGAAAGAAAACGGAAACACUUCGCAUUGCAACGAACUGUUUCAGGGUAGUCUCAACAAGAUUCGCAAAUGAAAAAUCAAUCCCUGUUAUUAUAUUUCUCUUGUUAUCAUCAAUUUGUAAAAUAAACAGAUUUUUAAAUAACCAAUCGGUAAGUGCAAUCCAUAGGUGACCGAUUGUCAAGGGAUAAUAACUACAACAUUUCUUAUUGGAAUUAUCAAAAAAAAUGCAAUGAUUUUCACUGCAAAUUUAUGUAUAUUAUUACAGUUUUGUAACUUGAUGAAUGGAAAUGGAUCGAAUUUGCAGUUGCCGAGAAUCAAAAAAUACACGUGCAAUUUUUACACAUGGAGAAUGUGCCAAAAUUAAAAAAAAAAAGAAAAAACAUAAAACUUUACUAACAUCAACAUUUAUUUGCCUCAAUUUACGUAAACAUUGUAAAUCUUAAACGUACUCACAAUAAAUUGCAAUUGUCUUCCUGAAUGGAACAAAAACAAAAAAUAAAUAGUAAUCUUAUUUAAAA